Callorhinchus milii (elephant shark) is the source of this 2602-nucleotide messenger RNA. RefSeq names its product disintegrin and metalloproteinase domain-containing protein 11. Bases 1 to 2349 code for a protein of 782 amino acids. Gene Ontology annotation, biological process: proteolysis. The record is from RefSeq and is a predicted model, not a curated record. Gene Ontology annotation, molecular function: metalloendopeptidase activity. NCBI's taxonomy places the organism in Eukaryota, Metazoa, Chordata, Chondrichthyes, Chimaeriformes, Callorhinchidae. The transcript has 26 exons.
AUGACUCCAAUGCAAUCUUGGAUUUUCUGUGCAUUAUUCUGUAUCACUUACCCUACAGGUCUUAUUAAAUCAGAGACCCAGGCUGGGAAGAGGUGGAAUGAACAUUGCAGAGGCAGAUCAGUCCUACAAGAGGUUACUCAGCCCCAGAGAUUGAUCCACAGCAUCCAUUCAGAAAACGAAAUCACACACGACUUGCUUAACACCAGAGUCAAAAACAACACGAACCGUGCUCAUUUUAUUCAUCUUGCACAAGCUAGCUUUCUGAUAGAAGCUUUCGACUCAUCCUUCAUUUUGGACUUAGACUUAAACCACAAUUUGCUCUCGUCACAGUACAUUGAAAGGCAUUUCAGUGAGGAAGGAAAGCCUACAGAAACUCAGGGUGGAGAGCAUUGCUAUUACCAUGGGAAAAUCAGAGGGAACACCAACUCUUUCGUGGCUAUCUCAACAUGCCAUGGACUGAACGGUGUGUUUUAUGAUGGGAACUACACGUACAUCAUUGAACCAAGGAGCAGUGAAGAUGAUGAGCAUGAGCAGCAGCCACACACGGUGUACAGAUCCCCUGGUCUCGACAUCCCUCCAGAAUGUACCUCUUUUGCUCAUUUUACUGACAAUGCCACACAGAGGAACUCUUCUAUAGUCGUCUUAAGGCCCCGGAUCAAACGACAGGUUCGUCGAGGCAAACACACCGUUCUGAGAGAAACCAAGUACAUCGAGCUGAUGGUCGUGAAUGAUCACGCUCUGUUUAAAAAGCAGCGUAGCUCCGUGAUCCUCACUAAUAACUUCGCCAAAUCUGUGGUGAAUCUCGCCGAUGCGAUUUACAAGGAGCAGCUGAACACGAGGAUUGUGCUGGUCGCUAUGGAAACGUGGGCAUCCAGAAACAAAAUUGAUAUUGACGAGGACCCGCUGGUAACGCUGAAGGAAUUCAUGAAAUACAGACGCAACUCGAUCAGAGACCACAGUGACGCCAUUCACCUUCUGUCGGGCAACACGUUUAAGAGCAGCCACAGCGCAACGGCAUUCAUUGGUGGGAUCUGCACUCUGUCUAAGGGAGGAGGUGUCAAUGAGUACGGGAAUGUUGGAGCGAUGGCUGUCACACUAGGGCAGAGCCUGGGACAGAACCUGGGGAUGAUGUGGAAUAAACCAAACGUCGGACCGGGUGAGUGUCGGUGUCCUGAUGUCUGGCUUGGGUGUAUAAUGGAAGACACUGGGUAUUAUCUACCCCAGAAAUUUUCCAGAUGUAGCCUGAGCGAAUAUGCCCACUUCCUGCAAGCUGGGGGUGGCAUUUGUCUAUUCAAUAAGCCCUCCAAGCUUUUUGACCCUCCGGAGUGUGGGAACGGAUUUGUGGAAACGGGAGAGGAGUGCGACUGUGGCAACAUCGCUGAGUGCAUCCAGCCAGGGAACGACUGCUGCAAAAAAUGCACCCUGACCCACAGCGCAAUGUGUAGCGCUGGGCUGUGCUGUAGAGGCUGUCAGUACGAGCCUCGAGGGACAGUUUGCAGACACUCAGUGAAUGAAUGUGACAUCGCAGAGACCUGCACUGGGGACUCUAGCCAGUGCCCUUGGAACGUUCACAAGCUGAAUGGAUAUGCGUGCGACAACGAACAGGGUCGCUGUUACAAUGGAGGAUGCAAAACCAGAGAUAGACAGUGCAGUUAUACCUGGGGACACAGCUCUGCGGAUCGAUUCUGUUACGAGAAGCUGAAUGUUGAAGGGACUGAAAAAGGAAACUGCGGGAAAGACGGACAGAGUUGGCUUCAGUGCCCCAAGCAGGACGUUCUCUGCGGUUACCUUUUGUGUUCCAAUAUCACUCAGUCACCAAAGCACGGGGAGCUGAGUGGAGAAGUCACCAGCAUGGUUUUAUAUCAUCAAAACAAGUACAUGGACUGCAGGGGAGGCCAUGUGCUGCUGGAUGAUGGCACUGACCUGGGUUAUGUGGAGGACGGCACUCUGUGUGGACCUAACAUGAUGUGCCUUGACCACAAAUGUCUCCCAAUGCAAGCCUUCAACCUGAGCUCCUGCCCUCACAGUGCAAGUGGCGAUAUCUGCUUUGACCAUGGAGUCUGCAGUAAUGAGGUGAAAUGCAUAUGUUUCCGUGAUUGGACUGGGAAGGACUGCAGCGUAUUUGACCCAAUCCCGGACCCAACUCUGAUGUGGAACAUGGAGCCACAGUACAAGGGAACAUCCGACGAGGAAGAUCUGGAGGAUCUUAAAAUAUUCUUCACCCGUAGAAUGCACACAGCUCCCUUCAAUAACACUGAUGUCUUCCGGGUGCUCAAGGAGCCAGGAUUUUUUUGCUAUCUUGCUAUCUCAGUGGAACACACCUCGGUAAUUUCUGGAAGAGCCCAGUGAUUGCCGGGAAAUAAAGGAGAGUCGAAUUGGUGGUUCCAAAAAACACAAAGCUUUCACGAAGAAAAACACCGCAACUUGUAGUGAUGCCCUUUAUAGCUGCUAUUUGUGUAUUUACUCCUUUGUCUGUAACAGCUGUAGUGAGUUAUACCACGCGGCAGAAUUAGCACACAAGCAGGGUUUUGGGGGGAUGGGGGAAAAGGUCUUUUGAUCCGACUGUGAACACUUAUGCUGCAAAUAUAUUUAUAUAUAGAUA